AUGAAAAACACAGUACGUGCGAUGAUGAUCUUGUUAGUGAAGGCUUUGAUCCUAGUCGUAGCAGCAGCGACAUCAACAACAACUACUACAACAUCAACACCUGUAACAUCAACGACAGACAUUCCAGGUACAACAACGGUUACCACUGCCACAACAUUUGAGACGACAGAAGUACAAACAUCGACAACAUCGCAAACUGCAGCGGUGACAACCGAGUCGACGUUAUCAACAGAAUCACUAUCGACUGUUGAUAUCAACGGCACCACCGUUACUGGCAAUGACACCACCGUUGCUGGCAACGGCACCACCGUCGCUAGCUACAGCAUUUUGACAGCACCGAUGCAAAUAUUGUGCCUUGAGCCGCAUACCAUAAUCGGAGGCGCAGUGAUCUCUAAGGGCCCUUACUUUGCGAAUAUAAGUAGCGUCGUUUACACGUGCUUCAGUGGGUUUUCUAUGAGCGGCCCUGCACAGGUACUCUGCUCGACAAAUGGAACUUGGAACACCAACGGGACCCAAUGCGUUCCCAUUGAUAAUAAGCCGAAGGUUGAUACAAAAGUGACUAUAAACCAGCCUAUUCAAGCUAUGCCAUUCUGGCUGAUGGUGGCGCUGUGUGUCGUAUUUGGUCUCCUGGGUUUACUACUACUGACCUGCAUUUUUGCCUUCUGCGCGAAAACAUUCGGAUGUUUUAAGCGACCUUGUUGCCAGAGACGUCAGGACACGCCUGAAUCAUUCAUCGUUGAUGACUAUGAGUCGCCGACGCCCGUGUCCUCGCGGCCCCCGGAAACACACCGGAAAAAAGCGGUGAAACCAAAAGACAAGUGGAUGCCACACUCAAACCAAGUGCGCACUAUUAACACGAGCACACAGUGA
Molecule: messenger RNA, 870 nt
Organism: Mya arenaria
Lineage: Eukaryota; Metazoa; Mollusca; Bivalvia; Myida; Myidae
Exons: 4
Coding region: 1-870 (289 amino acids)
Source: RefSeq, a predicted model, not a curated record